Onthophagus taurus is the source of this 1834-nucleotide messenger RNA. RefSeq names its product zinc finger CCCH-type with G patch domain-containing protein. Lineage: Eukaryota; Metazoa; Arthropoda; Insecta; Coleoptera; Scarabaeidae. Gene Ontology annotation, molecular function: metal ion binding; DNA-binding transcription repressor activity, RNA polymerase II-specific; RNA polymerase II cis-regulatory region sequence-specific DNA binding. Gene Ontology annotation, biological process: negative regulation of transcription by RNA polymerase II. Gene Ontology annotation, cellular component: nucleus. The record is from RefSeq and is a predicted model, not a curated record.
AUACGUUCAUAAAUAAAACGUCAAAAAAUAUUGACAAAUAAAACUUAACCUAACAUAUAAAUUUUUUUCCAAUAAAUCAUGGACCAAAAUCAAGAAAUAAUCAAAGAAUAUAAACAACAAUUAAUCCAAAUAAACGCUGCAAUAUCAAAUUCAACAUCACAAGAAGAAAUCGAUUCUUUAAUAAGUUUAAAAACCGAUAUCCAACAAUUAUUAUCAUUAACAGACGAUUCAAACUCCAAUCAAACCGAAUUAGAAGAUGAAUACGCAAAUUUUAUGGCUGAAAUGGCAAAAGAAGGUGCUUAUGGUGGUGAACCAAAAAGUGAGGUUAACUUAGAAGAGAUUAAUAAAUUAAAGAGUGAAUUAGAAGGAAUGAAAUGUAAAGCCCCACAUAAACAUUCUUGGGGUGAAAUAAUGUAUCACAAUGCAAUGAUUAGUUCAGUUUUGUAUGACGAAGAAAUUAAAGUUAAGGUUAUGUUUUUAAACCCCACUCAUUUAGAAAUGUUACCGUGUCCGUAUUUCUUGGAGACUGAAUGCAAAUUUUCUGAAGAGAAAUGUAGAUUUUCCCAUGGCGAAAUAGUUCCAUACUCAGAAAUUAAAAGUUAUUUAGAACCAAAAUUUGAAAAUGUUAAAAUCGGAACAAAAAUCUUAGCUAAGAAAAGUAAUAAACUUUGGUAUCGAGGUCAUGUAAAAAAGAUAUAUGAUGGAAAGUGUUUCGUUGGAUUUGAUUCAAAAGAAAAAGACUUAGAAGUUGAAUUUAAAGAUUUAUUACCUUUAGAUAGCAACAAAAAUGAUGAAUUUAGUGAUAGUGAUGGUACAGAAAGUGAAAGUGAUGAUUUAGAGGUUAAAAACGAUGAAAAAGAUGAUAAAAGUGAGAUUAUAAAUAUGAGUUUAAUGUUGAAACCUACAGAAGAGGCUUUGGGGAGCUGGGAAAAGUAUACAAGAGGAAUCGGGGGGAAAUUAAUGUCUAAAAUGGGUUAUAUCAUAGGAUCUGGGUUAGGAAAAUAUUCUAAUGGGCGUUUAGAACCUGUUUCAGCAGUUAUUUUACCACCCGGAAAAUCUUUAGAUCAUUGUAUGCAUCUAAGGGAAAAAUCUGGUGGCGAUAAAAAUUUAUUUAGCGUUGAAAGAAAAAUGAAACGAUUACAAAAAAGGCAAGAAAAAAUUAAUGAAAAACUCUAUGAAAAAGAAAAAAAUAAAACUAACGUUUUUGAUUUUUUAAAUGACACAUUAACGUUAACAAAAAAUGUUAAUCAAAAUAAUGUACAAAAUGGGAACGUUAAAGGCAAUCAAAGUUUUCGGGAUGAAAUUAAAGGUGAAACAUCGAGAAGUUUAAAUGUGUCCAUAUUAAAAAUCGAAGAAGAAGUGAAACGCAUUGAACGGGAAUUGUUUAAAAUAAAAGAUUCGUUAACGCGGCAUCAAAGAGGAAGUCAGAUUUAUAAAAGUUUGAAGAUGAAACAACAUCAUUGUUUACAUCAAAUCCAAGUUUUAGAAGAGAGGAAAAAAAAUAUUAAAUGUGAACAGAGCGUUAGAAGUGAUAAGAAGAAACUGACGAUUUUUUAAGUUUUUUUUUCUCUUUACGUAUUAAAAGGUACCAAGCUAAAGGUCAGUAUUUGAGCAAGAUGGUCUCCAAGGUGAAAAUUUACUGUUUCCAACUUAAGAACUAAUAAGAAUUUGUCAGUAAAAAUAUUAUCAACACAUCUCUUACCCCCAAGCCGGAAAGCUUCACAACAUAACGGGUAAAAAAUUCGCUCAUUGUUAUAAUAAGAUCAUUCUUUAAAGUUGUAUUUUCAUUUAUACAAAGAUUGAAAUCACCCAUAAUAAAUAUUCUUUUAUUCAA